Messenger RNA from Klebsormidium nitens, 1381 nucleotides. NCBI's taxonomy places the organism in Eukaryota, Viridiplantae, Streptophyta, Klebsormidiophyceae, Klebsormidiales, Klebsormidiaceae. The record is from the annotation of a GenBank genome assembly.
CGCAAAGUUGAAACCCUAAUUUUGAAUGCGCAAUGCGGGCGAUUCUUCGGCUUCAUCAAUCAAAGGCCGCCUGUGGGACGCCAGCAUCCAUUGCUUCAAUUGCUUCUCUCUUUCAGAUGUGAGGGGAGCGCAAAUUAAGCUACACAUGUGAGGACUCAGCAGCUUUUGUCUAGCAAAGCUGGCCCCAGCUGACUCCAUUGCAACAAGCAGCAUUUGACCAGCAUUGCGGGUGGCGACGUCUUGAUCGACCAGCGUCAUGGGUUCUCUUCCUGGGCCGGGCUGGGCUGAGACCUUCACCGGCAGCAGCUCUUCCCCCACGUACCGGCGGAGCAUGUCAGCCACCCGGCAGGAGAUUGAUGCCUUCCAUCGCGAGCUGCAUCGUAAGUCCCUGGAAGGGCAGAGUGCAGAGCAGGACGCGCAAGAGGCAAUGCGGAGGAGCCAGACUAUGAGUCCGCGGCAGAGUGAUUCACCACGCAGUAUCCUGGAUGGAGGGGUUCUUGACAGCGAUGAGAAUCAGGAGGUUACAAUUGCCCGAAAAGCAUGGUGGAGAAGAUCCAAUUGGGCCUUCCUGAAUGAUCCCCCCGAGAUGGACGUCAAGGAUGGCGCAAAAGGGUACAACUAUGCCACACAACACAAGCUGGCGGCUCGGACCAUUGGAGAGCAUGCCCUUUAGCUUUUCAAGACGGUCUCAAAAUGCAACUGCACUAAUCAGUGUACUAAUACCGCUCGUUUUAGCGAGACUCGACUUUGGUACCGUUUGAGCUACUCAACGCCAGUAUCUUUCGCUCAAUGGAAGCAUGCGGACAAUCCUGCGGGCAGAAGUUCUUUGAAGCUUCUAUACUGCUGGGGUUGGCAGCGGCUGCAUAACAACCGGGGAGGUUUCUUGAGUCCUUGGAAUUGCGUUCCUUUUAAAUCAAAUAACGGUCUUUGAGAUUGCAGUCGUUGGCGCUUACUUGUGUCAUGGUAAGGUACCGUCUACACUUGUUGAAUUGAAAGUAAGCACAGAAAGGUUUGACCUAGCCGGGUGGCAGCCGCCUGCCGCAAGAGUUUUAGGUAGUCAGAAACGGGUAGGUAUAAGCCUGAGUGAUUGAUUGACACAUCAAAGUCACUGGCUGUGGCCAGACUUUUGGAGGUAUGGAUGCGGCGUUGGGCCUAGUACGAUCGUGCCAAGUAUCAAGUACGUACGUUUUGGAAUGAAGUAGCUUUUGAGUUGCGUCUUCGAAGCUGGUUUUUGAAGGUUUGCUAGAGCGUUCGUGUGCAUUGAUCUAAUAAUGGGUACUACAAAAAGACAAGAAGACGGUGGCCACUUGAAUGAAUGUACCUAGUGAUUCAAUGAUUGCGUCGGCCACCAUGGGAGUUCUCCCAUGCAUGCGUAAGAGGC